Molecule: messenger RNA, 1280 nt
Organism: Argentina anserina (silverweed cinquefoil)
Lineage: Eukaryota; Viridiplantae; Streptophyta; Magnoliopsida; Rosales; Rosaceae
Product: peroxidase 45-like
Exons: 4
Coding region: 29-1009 (326 amino acids)
Biological process (GO): hydrogen peroxide catabolic process; response to oxidative stress
Molecular function (GO): peroxidase activity; heme binding
Source: RefSeq, a predicted model, not a curated record
UAAACAUCAACAGCUCAUAAAGAAUAACAUGGAAGCUCGUAGUUUCAUUGUUCUUUCAGUCUUUCUUCUUCCUUUGCUCUUUGGAACAGUUUCUGCUCAGCUUAGGACAGACUUCUAUAGGGGCACAUGUCCAAAUGUUGAGUCCUUAGUCAGCUCAGCUGUCUCGAAAAAAUUUCAGCAGACUUUUGUGACUGUUCCAGCCACUCUUCGACUCUUCUUCCACGAUUGCUUUGUUCGGGGUUGUGAUGCUUCAGUGAUGAUUCAGUCCCCAAGUAAUAAUGGUGAGAAGGAUCACCCGGAUAACCUUUCCCUCGCCGGAGAUGGAUUUGACACCGUGAUCAAAGCCAAGGCUGCAGUUGAUAAUGAUCCUAACUGUAGAAACAAAGUUUCUUGUGCAGAUAUACUUGCCCUGGCAACUAGAGAUGUUGUGAGAUUGUCCGGGGGGCCAUCGUAUUCAGUUGAAUUGGGUAGACGCGAUGGAAGAGUGUCGACUAUUGCAAGUGUUCAAAGGCGUCUUCCUCAUCCUACUUUCAAUCUAGACCAGCUUAACACCAUGUUUAGCACUCAUGGUCUCUCCCAGACUGACAUGAUUGCACUAUCAGGCGCGCACACACUUGGAUUCUCACAUUGCAACCGCUUCUCCAAACGAAUCUACAACUUUAGCCCUGCAAAUCGUAUCGACCCAACACUUGACUCAGGGUAUGCAUUGCAGCUUAGACAGAUGUGCCCCGUUAACGUGGAUCCCAGAAUUGCCAUUAACAUGGACCCAACCACACCUCAGAAAUUUGACAAUGCUUACUUCCAGAACCUUCAGCAAGGAAAGGGUCUAUUCACCUCUGACCAGAUACUGUUUACGGAUUCAAGAUCAAGGCCUACUGUCAACACAUUUGCAUCAAGCAAUGCUGCUUUUAACCAGGCUUUUGUGCAGGCCAUGACCAAGUUAGGCAGAGUUGGGGUUCUAACUGGAAGUCGAGGGGAGAUUCGGCGUGACUGCACCCGUCCAAACUAGAAGUAAAGGAGCUUCGAAAUAGCUUCGGAUGGAGUGAACAUGUUUUUUUUAUGCAUAAUGAUUUGAAUUUUUGGGAUAUAUACAUAUAUCUUGAGAGUUGAUUCAUUUGUAAGUGAGGCCAUGGAUAAUGUUUCAGUUUCAUGUUUUCGUGGCUUUAGAAAAUAAGUAGCUCUUAGUUUACAGCAAGAAGCUCACUUGUUUACCAAAUAAUGCACUUCUAGCAAUGGAAUAAAUUCAGCAAGCUAAUGCUGGUAUGGGGAAGCAUAAGAAA